AUGGCUAACAAACAAAUUGAAGAACAGCUUAUGUCAGCUCGAUCAGAAAUUAUAUUUUCUAAUCAUGAAAAAAUUGAUAAAAAGAGAACUUGUCAUUCUCCACUUAAAAGUCCAGAACUUAUACGGACUCAUUCUCGACGUUCAGCUCGUUCAGCAGCACCAAAUUGCUGUGCAUGUUGUAAAAUUCCAUUAUUAACUGAUCUUAAUGAACGUGAAUCAUUAAAUAAAUCUCGUGCUUCAAGUCCACUUCGAUCUGAACGUUUAUGUCAAGAAUGUAGUCAAGAAAAAGUUGAAAAUCGACGUACUCCAUCAAGUCGUUUAUUAAGAUCAGCUUCUGUUAAUUGGUCAAAUAUGGGUGGAAAAAUUGAAACAUGGUUUGAAAAGGCACCAACACCAGAUCAAAAAGUUGUCUACAAUUUUUUGGAAAAAAUUAAUAAUGAAGAAAAUAAACAAGAUCAAAAAUCAACUGAAGCAACAAAUGCAAAAAAUCUUGAUGAUGUACUUAAUUGUUUAAAAAAAUAUCAAACACGUUUUAAUUCACCACGUUCACGAAGUAAAUUUACACGUGCAUUUGAAUCAUCAAGUUGGCGUGUUAUGCGUCAUCCAACAGCAUCUUAUCAAUUUAGUCGUUAUAAUGCUGCUUAUGGUGAUGAAGCUUCACGUGAUUUAUAUCUUGGUUCAAUAUUUACACCAACAAGUCCAAGAGUUCGUUCUACAUUUUUAAUACAUCCGAGUUGGGUUUAA
Molecule: messenger RNA, 744 nt
Organism: Rotaria sp. Silwood1
Lineage: Eukaryota; Metazoa; Rotifera; Eurotatoria; Philodinida; Philodinidae
Source: the annotation of a GenBank genome assembly